AGACCUGAUGCCUUCAACGCUGGAAGGGCAGAUCACCAUGGAGAAGACGCCCAGCUACUUUGUGACUAACCAUGCCCCAAAGCGGAUCCACUCCAUGGCCAGGGACAUCAAGCUUAUUAUAGUGGUGCGUAAUCCUGUCACUAGAGCCAUUUCAGACUACACACAAACUUUGUCCAAGAAACCUGAGAUUCCCACCUUUGAGGUCCUGGCUUUUAAGAAUCGGACGCUGGGUCUUAUAGACGCCUCAUGGAGUGCAUUGCGUAUAGGAAUAUAUGCGCUCCACUUGGAGAGCUGGAUGCAGUAUUUCCCUCUCUCCCAAAUGCAUUUUGUCAGUGGGGAAAGGCUCAUUGUGGAUCCCGCAGGCGAGAUGGCCAAAGUGCAGGACUUCUUGGGACUAAAACGGAUCGUCACAGACAAACACUUUUACUUCAAUAAAACUAAAGGAUUUCCGUGUCUGAAGAAGCCAGAGGACAGCAGCACUCCCAGAUGCCUCGGCAAGUCUAAAGGGAGAACUCACCCUAAAAUUGACCCAGAUGUGAUUCGACGGCUGCACAAGUUCUACAAACCCUUUAACAUGAUGUUCUACCAAAUGACUGGCCAGAACUUUGAAUGGGAGCUGGAGGGGGACAAUGAAUCUCAUAGCUCUCAGGACUAGUAGACUGUGGCAUGGCACAGCGCAGCCACACCACCAGCCUUCUUCAAUAAAACUACUAUUGUCUCGCUUUGUCUUCAGAGGGAGCGCUUGAGCACGCCAAUCAAUCAUGGCUGUCUUUGCCGUGUCUGUAUCCAUUAGCAAGAGUUUACUGACAUGCUUUUUCUCUCCCUUCGAUACUAAUGUUGUUGAUGAUGGCAACUCAUUAUUGUA
Messenger RNA from Etheostoma spectabile (orangethroat darter), 865 nucleotides. RefSeq names its product heparan sulfate glucosamine 3-O-sulfotransferase 4-like. The transcript has a single exon. The record is from RefSeq and is a predicted model, not a curated record. Lineage: Eukaryota; Metazoa; Chordata; Actinopteri; Perciformes; Percidae. The annotation marks the transcript as partial. Gene Ontology annotation, molecular function: [heparan sulfate]-glucosamine 3-sulfotransferase activity.